Molecule: messenger RNA, 2519 nt
Organism: Menidia menidia (Atlantic silverside)
Lineage: Eukaryota; Metazoa; Chordata; Actinopteri; Atheriniformes; Atherinopsidae
Source: the annotation of a GenBank genome assembly
GUAAAUGUACAAAACCUAUAGUCUACGGGUUUUCACGUGGACUCAAAUGUGUUACAUUGAUUUCUAGCACAGCAAGUAGAGCUAAUACGACCCGCAUGGUGACCUUAGAAAAUACUGUAAGCAUCCUAUCCCGCAUAAUGAAAGGAACAAACAUUUUGUUGUAAUUCAACUGACACUCAGGACGGCAUAUAAAUUUAAAGCUCCCCCGACAUUUGCACUCCAGUGCACGACAACGGAUAGCAUUUGCUCGCACAAUUCCGAUAGUCACCAAUGUAUUGCCGUUUUAUUUUUUUCUUAAUCUCGUCUGAAAAUAAGGUAUUUCCGAAAAUAUUGAAGGCAGCACUAGCGGUCCAGAGAAUUGCGGUUGGUUCGUGACGGUGCUAAGUUCACGCACCUAGUUCACGCCAUCAAACUUUUACAAAAAGUUUCCUCUGCGUCGACCCCAGAAGACGAUUAAUAUUUCAACAUGUCCGAAGACUCGUGGGCGCAAGCCGUUGACGUUCAGGAGGCUACGGCUCCAUCCUCUCAGUUUGACUUAUCACAGAAAUUGAGUCGACUUCGCGAUAAGUGUAACAUGAAAGGAGACAUAAAUGGCAACAUAGUGACACAGAGACCUGAUAAUGGAGGCUGGAAAGCGCCAGACGGGGACAAACCGGACCUGGCCGAGCAGUCCCUGCUGAAUAAACUGAUCCGGCGCUCUCUGGUGAGGAGCAGACACCAGGUGGAGGUCCUGCAGGCUGACCCCACCUCCCCCCUGUACUCCGUCAAGACGUUCGAGGAGCUCAGACUGAAACCAGAACUGUUGAAAGGUGUGUACAACAUGGGCUUCAACAGACCAUCCAGAAUCCAGGAAAAUGCGUUACCUAUGAUGAUGGCACAGCCACCGCAGAAUCUGAUUGCUCAGUCACAGUCUGGCACGGGUAAAACUGCUGCUUUUUCCCUGGCCAUGCUCAGCCACGUGAACCCAGCCAAUACGUGGACUCAGUGCCUCUGCAUCGCACCCACGUACGAACUCGCCCUGCAGAUCGGCCAAGUUAUUGAGCAAAUGGGGAAGUUUUGUCCAGAUGUGAAACUGGCUUACGCCAUUCGUGGAAACAGAAUGGAGCGAGGAGUCAAGUUGGAGGAGCAGAUCGUGAUCGGAACUCCGGGCACGGUCCUCGACUGGUGCAGCAAGUACAAGCACAUCGAUCCCAAAAAGAUCACUCUGUUUGUGCUGGACGAGGCCGACGUGAUGAUUGACACACAGGGCCACCGUGACCAGAGCAUUCGGAUUUACAGACUGCUGACCAGGGCAUGUCAGAUGCUGCUUUUCUCUGCUACCUUUGAGGACUCUGUGUGGAGGUUUGCGGAGCUGGUGGUUCCGGACCCCAACAUCAUCAGGUUGAAACGGGAGGAGGAGACACUGGACACCAUCAAACAGUUCUACGUGCUCUGCAAAGAGAAGGAGGACAAGUUCACAGCCCUCUGUAAUCUGUACGGCAGCCUUACCAUUGCACAGGCCAUGAUUUUCUGCCAUACUCGGAAGAUGGCCGCCUGGCUGUCCACACACCUGAUCAAAGAAGGCCACCAGGUGGCGUUGCUGAGCGGAGAGAUGACGGUGGAGCAGCGAGCCUGCGUGAUCGAACGCUUCCGGAACGGCAAAGAGAAGGUCCUGGUGACCACCAACGUGUGUUCCAGAGGCAUCGACGUGGAGCAGGUAUCCCUGGUGGUGAACUUUGACCUCCCCGUGGACAUGGACGGGAACGCGGAUAACGAGACCUACCUGCACCGGAUCGGCCGCACGGGGCGCUUUGGCCGGCGAGGCUUCGCGGUGACCAUGGUGGACAGCGAGCGCAGCAUGGGCAUCAUCAACCAAAUAGAGAUGCACUUCAACAGGAGAAUCACAAAGCUGGACCCCAGUAAUCUUGAAGAAAUGGAAAAGCUGUUGAGCUGAACAACAGUGUGAUCGGACAGGUGGCUCUCUUUCAGAGAGUAUUUUUGUUUUUUUCUUUUUCUUUCUUUUUCUAAAACUAAUUUCAGGUUGCCUUAAAGCUUUAAGCUGCAUCUCUCUGAGAACGCAAGCCGACGCUUAAAUUUGCAUGUUGAAGGUUUGCAGUGCUGUUGAUUGUCUGGAGUGAGCCAUUUCUAUAGUAGUGGUGUGAUCUAAGAAUGGCUCUUAACUGUGGAGUUUGCACGACUUAAUGGAGGUUGGGUUUGGAUUUAAAUGCUUGAGUGAUUUGAAGCAUGAAUGACUCAAAAUACCCUUUUCAGCUCAGUGGGAGCUAAUUAAUAUAAGUGUCCUUUACUUUGCAUGUUGAUUUGGUGUUCCAUUGGAAAGCUGUUGCUUAAUUUUUGUUUACAAGCACACACAAAAAAAAAACUGAUGUAUAAAUACUUGAACUUGAAGCUGGAAAUGCAGCUAUUCUGCUAUAAAAGAUUGAGAAGGCUAGUAUUCAACCCAUUCAGUUGUUCUGUAUUAAACACAAUACAUUUUUUGUGCACUUUACUUGUGAGUGUUUUAAUAAAUAUACCUGUGUGAG